AUGUUAUCUCAGUUCUUAGCGACUCAAGAUACCACUAUUAAGAAGAUGGAUGCGAAAAUUGACCAGUUGGCACAGUCAAGUCAAGCAUCAAUUCACAAAUUAGAGUUGCAGCUGGGCCAAUUGGCACGAACUGUUGCUGAACGUGAACAAGGCAAACUCCCUAGUAAUACUGAGAAUAAUCCAAGAGAGGUGGUUAUGGCCAUUAGUCUAUGGAGCGAAACUCGGGCAGGAGAUGGAAGCAAAGGCAGGAAAGUAAUUGAGAUUGUCAACGAUAGAGACGACAAGGAAGAGAGUGAGCACGAUGUAAAGCAAGGGAAUGAUCUUGAUAAGGAAGUGGUGGCUGAUCCUUCAGUCAAACCUUAUAUUCCACCUAUUCCAUAUCCACAAAGGCUUAAGAAGAAAACUACUAGCAAUAAUUUUCAGCACUUUCUUAAUGCCUUUAAAAAGAUUGAGUUUAAUAUUCCUAUUUUGCAGGCCCUUGCUAAGAUGCCUUCCUAUGCCAAGUUCCUAAAAGAACUAGUUUCCAACAAGAGCAAGCUAGAGGAGUACGCCACCCUACCACCUAAGCUUAAGGACCCAGGGAGUUUUUCUAUUCCUUGUGUUAUUGGUGAUAUCACUAUCUCUAAAUGUUUGUGUGACCUUGGUGCUAGUGUGAAUAUUAUGCCUGCAUCUCUUUAUAAUAGGCUUGGCAUGAAAGAAAUGAAGCCCACAACUGUGUCUCUACAAUUGGCCGAUCGAUCGAUCAAAUACCCUUUAGGCAUUGUAGAAGACUUAUUUGUGCGAGUGGGCAAGUUUUAUUUUCCUGCAGAUUUUCUUGUCUUAGAAACAGAGGAUGAAAAUGAUAUAUCUAUGAUUUUAGGUAGACCAUUUUUAGCUACAGGAGGUGUGUUGAUUGAUGUUGUUAAAGGUAAGCUUACCUUUAGGAUGGGGAGUGAAAAAGAAGAAUUUAAUAUUCUUAAAGCCAUGAAACACCCAUCACUUGAUGAACGGGCUAAAUUUAGUUUGCUUGAGGACAAGCAAAAGCUCAAGAUUAAACAAAUGUGUAAUAAAGAGCCGAAUGGACCGAAGAUUGCAACUAAAUUCGCUAUUUCGGAGUCGACCUUACCUACAGCCGGACCUGCCCAGUAG
This is a messenger RNA of Mercurialis annua (annual mercury), 1128 nucleotides long. RefSeq lists its product as uncharacterized. NCBI's taxonomy places the organism in Eukaryota, Viridiplantae, Streptophyta, Magnoliopsida, Malpighiales, Euphorbiaceae. The transcript has 4 exons. The record is from RefSeq and is a predicted model, not a curated record. Bases 1 to 1128 code for a protein of 375 amino acids.